This is a messenger RNA of Anolis sagrei ordinatus, 944 nucleotides long. It is a transcript of the gene MFAP5, whose product is annotated as microfibril associated protein 5. Gene Ontology annotation, cellular component: microfibril. The record is from RefSeq and is a predicted model, not a curated record. Gene Ontology annotation, biological process: embryonic eye morphogenesis. Lineage: Eukaryota; Metazoa; Chordata; Lepidosauria; Squamata; Anolidae.
ACUUCUUUCUUGAAGUUCAGUGUUGAAGACAAGCCAAAGUGGAACAUUUGCUGGGAUUGGGAGCGGCUGCAUACUCCGGCCAAAGCAGGGGACCAGUUGAAGGGGGAAGAGACAGUAUUUGCAGCAGGAAGAAACAGAACGCCUGGAUAACAGCAUGAGGGCCUGUGGAGGUCAGAUGUUGCUGUGUCUCAUAGCCCUUGCUGUCCUGCCAUUUGGGGUGUUAAAUCAAGAUCCAACAGAUGAUCCAGUAGAUACUUUGGGUGCAGCUGAUCCUGGGGAAACAGCAGCAGAUGAAAAAGGUGAUGCUACGACACCUGCCCCUGAUUGCCAUGAAGAGCAAUUUCCGUGCACACGUCUGUACUCUGUACGCAAGCCUGUGAAGCAAUGCAUCAGUUAUUUGUGUGUUACCAGCAUCCGCCGGACAUACAUGAUAAAUAAGGAAAUCUGCUCCCGCAUUGUUUGCAAAGAGGAUGAAGCCAUGCAGGAGGAGAUCUGCCGCCAGAUGGCUGGCUUGCCUCCACGCCGCCUCCGCCGCUCUGGUCAUCCCCAAGGGCCACUUUGCCGACGGAAGCAACAGCAGAAGGCUCUUGAUGCCCAGUGAGCAAGAAUUUCUACAGAAGACCAUGAGGAGGAGAACCCACCAAACAGUUCCACUGCUGACAACCCAACAUAGGUUUGCCUCGUGUGUUGGGAGGCGCUCCAUUUCAAAGAGCUUCCUUGCUUGCAUCUCCCUCACCUUUGGGAUGGGAUGCUAGCAUUGUCCUGUGCUCUCGCUUCUGCAUCACGCUUGCCUCAGGGCUGCUUAUAUAAGCCCUCUUCUUACACUUACCAUAACAUAUACAUACAUACCUGUAUACACAACUAGAGGAGUAGAGGCCCGUGCUGCUCUACCCCAGUACUUGGUUUCCACGACCCUAUUCUAGAGCUAAUUUGCCUCAGAGCGU